Seminavis robusta is the source of this 2415-nucleotide messenger RNA. The record is from the annotation of a GenBank genome assembly. Lineage: Eukaryota; Bacillariophyta; Bacillariophyceae; Naviculales; Naviculaceae.
AUGCCCAAAGGUUCCAAAAGAAAGGAAAAACCUUUACACUCCACAAUUUCGGUGGUGGGCCCCGAGUACUUUCAGCUCCUGCAAGGACAACUCUUUGUGGGGAACAAUACAAAACAAGUGGCCCUCAUUUUGUGUGGUGAGAGUCACUACGAUGGGAUCGAUGUCACACGCAGUGGCGGCCGGUUUGCGCCACGAGAGGGAUGGGUACAAAUAGGUAACAACAACAACAACAACAAUGAUCUGCCAAUACUAAUAAUGGAGGAACCGUGUGCCUGUCGGAUUCUUCAGCAGACCAAAAAGCUCCUACCUGUGGGCAAGGCACAAGAAUGGGCCAAAGCAAAAGUAGAAGAGGAUGACCUGCAAGGAGAACUUGUCUUGGCAUGGAUUGAAACAGACGACAGUGGGAGAAAAGGGAGUAGUCGAGGCAAGGGGUAUCUGUUGGAACUAGUGACGGAAGAAGAGCUACAAGAGGAUGAGGAAGAAGACAUGGAUCACUGGCUUCAUUCUGGCACUACUACUACAUGUACCACUGAACAGUAUCCACAGGAAAUUCAAAACUGGGUACUCUCCUCUGGGGCGGAGCAAGGACCACGACCCAGCAAGAUGUUUGAGUGGGGCGACUUGGACCCGGAGACACAUGCCAUCAACAAACGACGUCUCACUCAAGAAGUAGUCUCUGUGGAGGAACUGGAUGCAUUGGUCAACAAACGAAAACAAGAUCGCAAACGGCAAAAUAUCUGGACAUUUGAUGAUUGGUUUGCUCAUAUUCGAAAAGAUACCAGUUGCAAUGUUCAUUUGGUGGUAGAGGCAUCUGUUCCACCGUGGGAAGUUGAGCUUCAUCGACCACCCAACACACCAGAAGGAAAGGAACUGGCAAUGCUGCCACUUGCUGCUGAUUGUUAUCGUUGUGUCUCGGAGGAUUCUGACUGCUCCUCGGAAGAUGACCAUGACGCCUCCUCGGAUGGGAUUGGGACCUACUUGGACUACGUGUAUCGACGGUUCAUUGGGGAAAUGGUACAGGAACAACAACAACAAGGGGCUGGUACAGACGCAGACAAUAUCCAGACCACUUGGUGUCACUGUAUAGAUGUGCGCGAUUUGGGAUCGCAAGAGGCUUGUCAUGCCGACGUUACCAAGAACAGAUGGAAAUCUCUCCUUACUCCACAAGAAAGGACAAGUAUUCUUCCAGACAACAAUGAUACCUCAGAGGACAGUAGUUGCGACUUUCCACGAAAUGACAACAAACUACCGUUCCGCGCUGAAAGGGAGUUGAAUAUGGAACAACAGAGCUUUGAGGAAAAACUGAAAGCGGGCAAACUGGAGCCUUCGUCGGACGAAGAACCAGAACAACAUGACCAUUCCAAUCUGGAGAUCAGCUAUCCUUCCUUUGAGGCUUUCUUUGGUCAGAACACUGACGUUCUUUACUAUGCGCCACACGUGCGAUUGUCUUAUUCACCUUUUUUGGCCAAGGUCGUUCGAUCCCUAUCGAAUUGGGAACAGUUCUUUACGCAGCUCUUCCUGACUGGAACAAUCAGCGAGGCCUUGACGUUUCUUGACCUACAGGGUCACAUGGAUCAUGUGUACAUUCGAAGCCCAAUCCUCAAAGACUGGGAUCCAGCGUCCAACUCGUAUAUCUGGAAAGAGAGGCCCGAAUCAGACGAGUAUAUCAUGCCAUUUCUUCCCUGUGCCUUUCAUCUCCAAGCAAAGGGCAGCGAUCGUCGUUCGCGCACGUGGUCAUCUGCACUAUACAGCAAUCUGCACUCCUCGGAAAGCUUUGAACACCAACAAUUCGCGAAAAGUGUCCUCCAAUGGACUAUGCGAAACAUUCAACACCUCUCCAAGGACCCCAAGCGAAACGACGACCCCGAGUUUGGCGGGGAGUGGUUUUUGGCCUAUUUGCGAGCGGCUCAUAGAGAGAUCUACGAAGACAUGGAUCACGGCGAUGCUGGUGAGCUACUGAAGCGAAAGAACGUCCCGAGCUUUUCAGGACCCAACAAGCACAGAAUCGGGGACAUUCAGGUCCCCAGCUGCGAGUCUUCGUUUGAAGAGAUUGUGAAACGAUUCGAGGCGACUCCUUCCACACCUCUUCUCACAGGCCCGCCUCAUCCUAUUGAUAGCCGAACAGAGGUGUUGGCCAAGAUUCUUAUCGACAUUUGGGUGCACCAGCUGAUCGACCACUGUUCGGUUCUCAAAAUUGGCAACAUUGUAGCCCAGAACUCUCCCGACAACAAGAUUGUAUUUGUCAUUUACACGGGCGUCGCUCACACAAGAGCUGUCGCAGACUACUUUUGUACCCAUGCCAAGUUCCAAAAGAAGGGCUUUUAUGGCAAGGUGAACUGGGAAGACGAUGAAAACCGCAAGAUUCAGCUUCCCUCCAAGCUUUGGAACGUCUCAGAACUCUUCCAGGCAGGGUAA